Linderina pennispora is the source of this 1233-nucleotide messenger RNA. RefSeq names its product mitochondrial carrier protein LEU5. The record is from RefSeq and is a predicted model, not a curated record. The transcript is spliced from 3 exons. Lineage: Eukaryota; Fungi; Kickxellomycota; Kickxellomycetes; Kickxellales; Kickxellaceae. Gene Ontology annotation, biological process: transmembrane transport. Bases 37 to 1047 code for a protein of 336 amino acids. Gene Ontology annotation, cellular component: mitochondrial inner membrane.
CCGCUAUUGUUAUCUUUGCUGUUAGGCCAUUUCAGGAUGUCUACAAUCUCUGCCAGUACACGCGGCAGUGAGUUGGCGGGGCUAGAGAAGGCGGUGCCGACACCACCAUCAUCUCCCGGGAACGCGCUGUAUAUGACCAUGACAGGAGCAAUUGGGGGGAUUGCAGGAUGUGCAGCCAAGACUGUGGUAGCGCCGUUGGAUCGAGUCCGGAUCCUGUUCCAGACCCAGCAUACGAAAUACGCGCACUACGCAAGCACCCGCUUUGGUAUGUUCAGGGCCGGCGCAUCGAUCUACCGUGAGUACGGCAUGCGCGGGCUGUUCCAAGGGUACUCCAUGCAGCUGGCACGUGUUUUUCCGUAUGCCGCGGUAGAGCUCAUGACAUACGAGCAGCUGAAGCGGCGGCUGGGCCAGCAUAUCGACGACAAGAACCUCAGAAAUUUCCUGGCAGGCUCGCUCUGUGGCGUCAUCUCAGUCGCAGUCUCGUACCCGCUGGACAUGGUGCGAGUGCGGAUGGCAUACAAUACUCCCGACGGAGCCCAGCAGCGACAGAGCAUCCUGCAGGUCAGAGGGCGUACAGGUUUGGGACUGUUCAAUUUCUUCCGCGGGUUCCCGCUGACGGUGGCUGGGAUUGUGCCCUACGGCGGGGUGUCGUUUUUGACGCGCGAGUAUCUUCGCGAGCUGGCGUGCACCCGGUUUGCACACAUUGCUGCUCUGCCGCCUGGCGAGCGCAAGAGGGCGGGUGGCCGCAGGCGCAAGAUGAAGGAGCUGAAGAGCUGGGCGGAGCUGACUGUCGGCGGGCUUACCGGUGUGUUUGCCCAGACUGCUAGCUACCCGUUUGAGCUUUUACGUCGCAAGAUGCAGGUUGCUGGUGCCCACGAUCCGAACAGUCGGGCCAGCGCAUUCAAGGUCGCCAGCGACCUCUGGCAUCAGUCGGGUGUCCGCGGUUUUUUUGUCGGACUAACAAUCGGGUACGUCAAGAUGGUGCCCAUGACUGCAGUGUUUUUCUUUACCUACGAGAAGCUCAAGGCCGUCUUUGAUUUGGAGUAGUAGAAAUAGAUGUAGUGUUGAGUAUUACCAGGAUGUAUUGGGAUAGAGUUCAUAGGGUUUGUGCAGGUGGCCUACUCGCGAGCAUGCUUCGGCAUGCCAGACUCAGUCAGCAGGGUCUCGGACUGAUCAAGCACACGCGGGCCAUCGCCGACCUCAGUGUGGAUGAGUCUGCGCACCGCACCAGCC